This is a messenger RNA of Hirsutella rhossiliensis, 837 nucleotides long. RefSeq names its product DDE superfamily endonuclease domain-containing protein. Gene Ontology annotation, cellular component: nucleus. The transcript is spliced from 2 exons. NCBI's taxonomy places the organism in Eukaryota, Fungi, Ascomycota, Sordariomycetes, Hypocreales, Ophiocordycipitaceae. The record is from RefSeq and is a predicted model, not a curated record. Gene Ontology annotation, molecular function: DNA binding. Bases 1 to 837 code for a protein of 278 amino acids.
AUGAAGCAAAAGGUACUCGAUAACCAACGCAAGCUUGCCGAAUCAGUCCCGCACGUUACCGAGUACUUCAAGAAGCUCCACGAGACGAUUGCCUCGUACGGGAUUAACCCGGCUGAUAUCUGGAAUAUGGACGAGACGGGCUUCCGUAUUGGUAUUGGCAGGGACCAAGUUGUCGUCACGAAAUCAAGGCGAUCGCAAUACUUUGGUAUUGAGGAAAACAGAGAGUCGGCAACAGCCGUUGAAGCGAUUUCUGCCGAUGGUCGAUACAUCCCUGCGUUUUUGAUCCUAUCCGGCAAGGUCCACCUCGAACAGUGGUACGGCAUCAAGGAGCUAGAUGGCGAUACCCUUAUUGGUGUUACGGAAACGGGAUUUACGAACGAUCAGCUCAAUCUAGCGUGGAUUCAACAUUUCGAUAAGCAUGCAAAGAGCAAAGGUGCUUGGAGGCUAUUGCUCCUUGACGGCCACGGCUCCCACCAUACCCUUGACCUUAUCGAGUACGCUGAAGCCCAUAAUAUUGUGCUCUUUGCAUUGCCUCCGCAUCUUACGCAUCUCCUUCAACCGCUUGACGUCGUGGUAUUUCAGCCGUAUAAACAUUACCACAGUCGGGCAGUCGAUUUUGCUAUUCGCAGUGGUGCGAGUAAAAUCACCAAGCUGGAGUUCCUCGCUAUGAUCCAAUCAAUCCGCGUCAAAGCCUUCAAGGAGUCUACAAUCCUCUCGGCAUUCAAGAACAGGAAUCCACCCAUUCAAUCCAAAGCCAAUCCUCGAGAGACUCAAAGAGGCAACGCCAAGGCCGGAAGAAAUACAAGAACCGCCACCUUCAAAGCGGUGGAGUACUGA